AUGCUCCGUGAUCCACGCCAAUUGGAAGGCAAAGCGACGUCGAGCAACGAAAUGGACACGUCGCCUCAGCAACCAAUCUUUGCAGCUACGGGACAGCUUGAAGAUCCCGUUGUAUUUCUUCCAGAGGAAAGAGCCAGUCGUGUAGAUGGUUAUAGGGAUGCCACAUGCCUUAUUGACAGCAUGCUCGCGUCAGGCUCAAAGCAGACCUACUCCCUCUCCAGUUUGCCAGAUGAGCAGGCAACACCUCACCCAAGCCCAGCCACCACGCCAGUAACGCAAACAUUGAUAGCUCUAUUCGCAUUCCUGACCUACCAUCAAGCUGUUAGAGCUACACCCAUGCACUUGGCGCGGGCGCUGGUGGUUGACCACGGUAUCUCAGGCGCAGCUCUUUGGGCACCCCACUUGUGCUUAUCUGCGUUCAUCAAAAAGAACUCCUGCGAAGUUUUAAACCUACCCUUUGGCUUUCCGCUCAUGUCCAACACUGUUAGAUCGAAGUUACGAACCAUGAUGGUAGGCAUAAGUUGUACCAUUGCUAAAAGUUGUAUCGGUACCACCUGGCGCAGAAUCCAAGAUGCCCCGAUAACAGUUUCCGUACCUAACGGCCAACCGGUCCAACUUCCAAUCAGUUAUGCCAUAGUAUUUAACUGCCUGUUUAACGAACUACCUAAAAAAUGUCAAACGAUUUUCCGUAACAAGACAUCCUUCUCCAUACCUGGACACCAGUAUCAUGCAGUUUCCUGCUUGGAUCCGGGCACCAUCUUUUCGUUUCGGCAGCUUGCAACUGGGCUGUUGGGGGCCGCUGCCUCUGCCGGUCACGUGCAAGUUGUGGCCCUGGCCCUGGCUCUGGGUGCAUCGGGCAUGGAUAAGGCCCUUGUGGCCGCCAGCGCGGAAGGCCAAGUUCAGGUGGUGUGGCUGCUGCUGGCUCGGGGUGCGGACCCCAACGCCGUGUCCGGCUCCUUAGCGCCAUCGGCGCUAUUCAAGGCUGUGCAAAAUGGCCACACAAACGUAGUCAAGCUGCUUUUGGAGGCAGGGACGCAAGUUGACGGGCCCUGCAUCGCUGUGCCGUUGUUCAAGGGCCGGUCGUACGCCGCUACCGUACUCCGUUUCGGUGCACCGGCAUCUGCCGCCGCCAACCAGCCGCUGCAAGCUUACGCCCUGCGUCAGUGGCCGACUGUCGCAAGCUUGGACAGGUCUUGGCAUUUCGGAGCGGCGAAUGACGGCAUGCAGCCGCUUCAGAUGCCUGCGACCAGGACCGCUGUCACGACAGCUCCAGCGGCGGCUCCAGAUCCGAGUCCACCGUCACGGCGAGGCGCGCUGCAGCCGCAUGUAGCCCUCGGGACCGUCACUAGCAGCAAAAUCUAUGGCGUGGACGAGCCGGGCAAGCCAGCAUUCAAUGAUCUGAAAGCCUCAUCAUCACAGUCAACUGCUGCCGUCACCUCCAGGGCCGACUGUAUGACUGCGGCGGCCUCCAGCACUGCCGCCACUGUCGCCAACGCAUCGGCCUGCACUUCCUCCUCCGCCUCCUCCUCCUCCUCCUCCUCCCUGGUGUGCUGUGAGAUGCUCGCUUACGAUGAUGCUUUCCCCGUCACUGUUCCCGCUGCCAUUGCUGCUGUGCCAGUGCCAGCAGUAGUACCGUCACCCUUCUCCACUGUCGUCGCCAGCAGCACCACUACCGUUCGCGUGCCAACAAGCACCGUCGUGUCCGGCUGGGACAGCGAUGAAGAUGAUGAGGAUCAUGACAUUGACGAACAGAAGGUCAACGACGGCGCCAGCGGUGGUGAUGGCCCCAGCCACGACUUCCAGCUGUGUUUUAGCGCUCGAGUCGAUGACAGCGGUCCUGGGGCCGCACCCUCCCCCCAAACACCUGAACAGAACCGGCGCGAUAGUCACCAGCGGACCCCGCCGCCGCGCUGCCGGAAGCCGCCGCUGCCCCCGCUGCCACCACGACCACCGCGGCCACCAAGGCGCCGGCUGCUAGUAUCUACACCGCUUCCGCCCCUUCCGCCGCUUCCUCCACUGCCGCCGCUUCCGCCGCCAAGCGCUGUGAUGCCGCCGCUUCCACCGCUCCCGCAGCUACUGCCGCCGAGCUGCCGGCACGGUGGCACGAUCUCACUGCUGUUGGCAGCGUGCCGUUGCGGUCACUCCGCUGCCGCCGCGCUGCUGCUCCGCCAUGGCGCCAAGGUGGACCGUGAGGGCGGUUCAGAGCUGCUCCAAGCCGGACACCCGCAGGUUGUGGAUGAGCUCCUCCACAUGGUACCAGACCUCCGUGUUCAUCUGGACCAAGCGCUCGUCGCCGCGGCCAGCGACAACCGCGUGGCUGUGGUUUCGGCUCUGCUGCGCCAGGGCGCGGAUCCCGUCUACAGAGGGGCCUUAGCGCUGCAAGAGGCGGCCUUUCUGACGUUUGUGCGUUUGUGCCUGCAGGGGCACCGUACUGUGAUAAAGCUGUUGCUAGAGGCUGGCAGUGCUGGGCUGCGAACCAGCGGAGCGCUUAAGCCAAUCCUGGAGAUGGCCCGCCGCUGCUGUCGCCCAGAUGUACUGCAGCUUCUAGCGGAUGCUGCCGCCGUACACCCGUAG
Volvox carteri f. nagariensis is the source of this 2574-nucleotide messenger RNA. RefSeq lists its product as uncharacterized. The record is from RefSeq and is a predicted model, not a curated record. The transcript has 8 exons. Gene Ontology annotation, cellular component: nucleus; cytoplasm. Gene Ontology annotation, molecular function: protein binding. Lineage: Eukaryota; Viridiplantae; Chlorophyta; Chlorophyceae; Chlamydomonadales; Volvocaceae. The coding region runs from base 1 to 2574 and encodes 857 amino acids.